GAUGUUCCACCUGGAUUCAUCACAUCGAUAAAGGAGAAACAUCCUGUGCAUAAGAGAGUUCCUAACAUUUUGAAAACCACUUCAGAGUUCAUUUUCAUCUCAGUUUUGAAUUCAACUCGAUUUAAGAACAAAAUGGAACCAUUUUUCUGUCCGCCUUACUAUCCAAGCCGAUUCUACGGUUCGGAGCCACCAGUCUUGUCUCAUGACUGGAUGUUAGACAUGGGUUCGUGGUAUGAUGGUCGCAUGCAACCUUUCGCUCAUCCUCCAUUCGGAUAUCAUCGUCAAGUUCAUUAUCCUGUUGCUACUAGGCAAGGACGCGAAGACGGCAUAAUUAGGGGUGACGUAUUUACUCCCCUGAGAUCGAGAGCGGCAUCCGUCCGUUUGCCAUUCCAGCAGCUCUUUGACGACAAGCUCUUCGGGUCUGGCUUAGCUGACGACGUUAUCUGCCUUCUUGAACAACACUCGCAGAAACUCGACGAAGCCAACAAGACGUCUGGAGAAGGAUUGAAAAACGAAGCCAACAAGACGUCUGGAGAAGAAUUGAAAAGCAAAGCCAACAAGACGUCUGGAGAAGGAUUGAAAACAAGUACAAAUGAUCAUGAGGAUUCAUCCGGUGCGUCUGCACCAACUGAAAAUGUUGACCUCACAAAGCCAUCGACGUCUUCAGCCGAACCAACUAGCAAAGAGUCAUCACGUUCCGGUGACGACGUGAGAAAAGAAAUUGCAGAAAAAAGGAGGGCUGAUCCUUGUGAGGGUUACAUGCUUCAAUUUGAACGCUCUCCUCACGGAUUAUAUCGCCCUGUGUACUCUCCUGUGUCUCUGAGGCGAAAACAAGAAAGUGCGCCAGUGAAACAGCUCCUCGACGACGACUUCUUCAAGUCUGUUUUUACUGAUGACCUCCUCUCCCUGAUUGAACACCACGUCAGCGAAGCAGAUGAUGCCUACAGGUGGAAAUCUGGAACAACCGCGACCGACGCCUCGUCAUCAGAAGGUGCUGUUGCCAGGAAAGAGGAUAUCGUCCAAUCUGGCAAAUCAUUCAACGUCUCCCUGAAACUGGGGGAUCGAUUACCACCCCGAGAACGUUCAUGUCAGCCUGGAUGGUCGAAAGGUGAUCGUGAACGCGAAGCGGGACGAACAUGGUGACGAUGACAGCUGGAAACGUCACAGCCACGUCGAAUAUAGCUUCUCGCUCCCAGAAGAGACGCCUGCAGAAGGUCUGACGACAAGCUUUAAUACGGAUGGAAUACUUUCGAUUACAGCUAAGAAGAAUGACGCCUCCAACAAGGCUUUAAAAGGUUCGUCAGAGAAAGAGGGCGAGACGGAGCAGAAGAAAGAGAAAGAAUACAAACAAGCAGUCGGAGCAGACAACACGACGAAAAAAGAAAGUCGCCACAAUGAGAAAAAGUAGGUACUUUACCAAAUGAUAUUUUGUUAAAGAUAAUGACUGAACGCUUAGAAGGGAAUACAAUCGGAAACAUGAACAAUUUAAUCAUGAAAAUUUGUUUCCUUGGAAAGUGUAUAUUGUGCACUUUUAAUCUUUGCUUUCCUUUAGAACUCCAUUGAAAUUUAUUCAUGAGUGGAGUAAAAUUUCCUGACAUAUUAUUCAUAUUUAAAUAACAGUGUAUGAACGAUGUGCAUCUGUAAAACAAAUUACAAACUCUUAUUUUUCAUUAUUGAACAAUGACAAGAUUAUAAGAUUGAUCUAUUGCUAAAUUAGCUGGUUUGCAAUAUAAUGUUCAGUGAAGAGUGGAUGUUGCACUAAAUAAAAGCUCUAUAACUUUUGUUUGACAUGAUGCAGUCAUAUCAUUGAGUUUUAUACAAGAUAUGAUUCGUUGACGUUGAGCGCUUUAGAACCUGAUAAGUAGGCUACUUCAUUACUACGUCUCUAUAAACCUUCACGAUCGCUUCUAGACCGUGCUUGUCAUCGUAGUACUGACCGUGAUUUGUUACCUAAAAUAAAACAAAUUGAAAUGAAAAAAGCCCUCUUUUUUCAAUGUUAAGUAUAAUACACUCGGAUUAGUUUAUCAAGAAAAAGAAGUUUUGGUUUGAAUUGUCAAUCUUAUUUCUGUACUUGCUAGGCUUCCUGUCAUUCUCAAAGUAUUCGUCAACCUAUAAGCACUUGGUUUGUCAUAGUCUUCAGAACGAAAAUACUACAUUUAUACAACUCGAAUCGUUUGAAGUGCCUAAAGACUUUGGCUGAUAUGCAUAAUAAUUAUAUUUGUGGAAUGUUAUCGUUACUUUAUCAUUAGUUCUUGAUUUGCAAUGUUAUCACUAUUUUUUGUAUUUGUUAUAAUAUUUUUAUAUGGUAUAAGUCGUCAACACAUUAUCAACUUUGUUCAUGAACAUGAAAUUGAUAUUCAUGAGCAAGGGAUAGGUCACUCACAUGUGUUUAUUAAUCUUAUAUUGACAAUGGAACCAUUAUGGUUACUUUACCUACUACUUCGUUAUUGUUAUUUUCAAGUUGUUAAAAUGUUAUCAACUGUAUUGCUCUAUAAAAUCAUUGUGAAGUUAAACGUUA
Messenger RNA from Strongylocentrotus purpuratus (purple sea urchin), 2518 nucleotides. RefSeq lists its product as uncharacterized. Bases 133 to 1143 code for a protein of 336 amino acids. Lineage: Eukaryota; Metazoa; Echinodermata; Echinoidea; Camarodonta; Strongylocentrotidae. The record is from RefSeq and is a predicted model, not a curated record. The transcript has 2 exons.